Messenger RNA from Oncorhynchus tshawytscha (Chinook salmon), 2790 nucleotides. RefSeq names its product serine/threonine-protein kinase WNK1-like. The record is from RefSeq and is a predicted model, not a curated record. The transcript has 2 exons. The annotation marks the transcript as partial. NCBI's taxonomy places the organism in Eukaryota, Metazoa, Chordata, Actinopteri, Salmoniformes, Salmonidae.
GGACCAGCAGCACCAACACAGUGAGUGGUCCAGGAGGCCAGGGUCCAGGAGACCAGGGUUCAGGGGUCAGAACCAGGGCCAGCCUUCUCCCAACCCCCCUCAACAGGGCCGGAAAGGCACGUUCACCGACGACCUGCACAAGCUGGUUGACAACUGGGCCCGCGACGCCAUCAGUCUGUCCCAGGGCAAGAGUCGCUCCAAACAGCAACAGCAACCCUCACAGGGUCACAGCUACCAGGUGACCCCGUCCACCAACAAGGGCCGUAAGUUCUCCGCCCCGAGUCAGCUGUGCCCCAGCAACGCCUCUUCCACCCCCGCUACCUCUCUGGGAGGCCGCAAGGGCUCCUUGUGUCCCCCUCCCCAGUACGGCGGGGUCGGGGCAUGCUACCCCUCCUCCACUGCACCUUACAGCAGCGCCCAGUGGGUGGGAUCCACGGGGUCCACAGGGCCGGGACAGGGUCAGGCCGGUAUGUUAGCCUCCUCUCAGCCCCUGGUUGCCUCCUCCUCGCAGUACCCCUCCUCUGCCACUGGGGGGCAGGGCUCCCUGCAGGGCUUCCAUCACAUCAGCACUUUGCAGAAAUCCGUCAGCAACCCUGGAGGCCCCAACCUGAGGACCACGUAGUGGCCAUGAGGGGAUGUUAGCCAUGCCGGGCUGAGAGACUGACAGACUGAGGGAGAGAGACAUGAGGAGAGUAGGGUGUCUGUGUUACAAGGGGGAGAGUGGCUUGUGUGUUACAAGCGACAUCAUGGUUGGUGGGACUGUAUUGAAUGUGAAUGAGCUGGCUGUGACGAAGAGGAGGAGCAGGAGAGAGAAGAGUCAGCUGCUGUGUGAAAUGGUGCACCACUCUGCCCUCUUCUGUUUCCCUGAAGGAUAACAGGAGAGGGACACACUUCCCCUCUCCCCCCCCCACCCCGAGGUCAACUGUGGGCCUUGGGGGUCGAAGAAAGACGCAAAACGCGACAAGGAAUACCAAUGGACACGAGUGCAAUGUUAUGUGGCCAAAGAGGGUUAAUGUGACAAUUACUAUUGUAAAAUGUGUGUGUGUGUGUGUGUGUGUGGUGAUGGGCUUUGUUCCUUCACUGUGACUGGCUUUUACAUGUACUCUAUAGUAGAGACCAGAGCCUUGUACUGAUCUCAGAGAGGAGGGAUGGAGCAUAGUAACAGACCAAGGGGGCGGUGGUGUACUUAUCGUUGGGGAGCUGCAGUACAUAGCUAACCCCCUUUCUCCUCUCACCUAUCUGAGCCCCCCCUGCCUGUUCAGCUCCUCCUGCUGGUAACUGACCUCCAGAACAGAGCUUUAAGUGACUGUACAGUACUAUACAGCUCCUCCUGUUGGUAACUGACCUCCAGAACAGAGCUUUAAGUGACUGUACAGUACUAUACAGCUCCUCCUGUUGGUAACUGACCUCCAGAACAGAGCUUUAAGUGACUGUACAGUACUAUACAGCUCCUCCUGUUGGUAACUGACCUCCAGAACAGAGCUUUAAGUGACUGUACAGUACUAUACAGCUCCUCCUGUUGGUAACUGACCUCCAGAACAGAGCUUUAAGUGACUGUACAGUACUAUACAGCUCCAGUAGCAUGUUGAGGAGAUGUGAGGAAGGUUAUGGGGUCAAGGAAUGAGCUUGUGAGGCUGAGGUGUGGGACUGGUGCCAUGUAUGUAGCUGGUCAGGCAGUGUUGACAUCCGGAACCACAUGUACUGCUAUUCCUAUAUAUCAUUUAGGAUGUUCAUUGGUGUGUGUAAGUGGAGAGUCAGUAGAAAAGGCCUGGGGGUUCAUACCCUACUCUACCCCUCCUGUUGCCAUGGGAUGCAAUAAGAACACAGUAAUAGAAACCUCCUCCUAAAUAUAAUAAUAACACAUAAAGUGACCUUCAUUAGGAAAACAAAACCAUCCAUGACCAGAUUCAGAAUGUCUUUUUUUUAUGAUUUUUUAAGAGUUUGGGAUUAUGAUGAGUCCAUGUUUAUUAGUGUUUUAAUUUUUUUCCUCUGUCCCCAUUGAACUGAGGAGACUCUUCUGUAGCAUGAUGAAAGGGUUAACGCUAGGGUUGACCCUCCUAUCCAGGAACUCUCUCUCAGUAUAGGGCCUUUAAAGAAACUACAUCUCCCAGUAUAGGGCCUUUAAAGAAACUACAACUCCCCUCUCCAUGCUAACCGUCUCUUUGCAUGAUUGGAGGGGAGUACUGUGUGUGAGACCCAUCUAUCCCAGUCUUAACUUCAGGCUUAUAGUUACUCCAUUUUAAAAUGUGCUGUAUCUGGGGGGCUGAUGAGAUCCCCAUCCUGAAGCAUAAAGUCUGUACAAGCUGGCUGGUAGUUCCCAUCUACAUAUCCCUAAUGAGAGAGCCCCCCUGAACUAACACAGACAGGACUGAAGUAGAUUCUCUCAGACAGGAGUUGUUGACUGAAGUAGAUUCUCUCAGACAGGAGUUGUUGACUGAAGUAGAUUCUCUCAGACUCAACUCAAUAGUCUUCUUUUUCACAGGUGGUUUAGCUCUGAGAGGGAAUGCAGGGCGAAUGGAAGGAGGUAUGUCCUGUUGGCUCUCUGUGUCACACAUGAUAUUGUUUUCACGGUUGUGAGGUAGGUUGGUGUUGGUCCUGUGUGGACCCAGAGAAGGACAGGUCUCGGUGGGGCAAGGAGAGGACUGGACGUGGGCUGGGCUUGGAGGUAGGGUGGAUGGUGGGGCAAGGAGAGGACUGGACAUGGGCUGGGUCUGGAGGUAGGGUGGAUGGUGGGGCAAGGAGAGGACUGGACGUGGGCUGGGUCUGGAGGUAGGGUGGAUGGUGGGGCAA